Vitrella brassicaformis is the source of this 2156-nucleotide messenger RNA. The record is from the annotation of a GenBank genome assembly. NCBI's taxonomy places the organism in Eukaryota, Vitrellaceae.
AUGACUAACUCGAGGGACUCUUCUCGACCUCUUGUCGGCCGAGUGCCUCACUCUCGCAACGCACAGCUGUCCGGCAAGCCGCAGAAACGCCGCACUUUGGCCUCUCGUGGGAUUAUAGGGUAACAAACCCUUUGAACUUGUCAAAGUUUGGUUUAGGGCUUAGGGCUUAGGGUUUAGGUUUUAGGUGAGAUUGAAUCGAUGCCACAACCUUCUUUUUUGGGACAGCCGCCGGCGUGCCGUUUGUGUGAGAGGACAGACCUCCUGUCGGCGGAAACUGUCGUCUUCGAGUGAGUGCAGAUCUCCGCCACUGCAUCAUCACAACGUGGCAUCGUCGAGCUCUUCUGGCCAUAACACUCACCCACAGGUGAGCACAGAGAGCACAACGCCGCGCAGCACCGAUGCACGGCUGAGAGUUUCUUUGCUGCCUGGCCCGUUUGUCACGCAGGUGGCUGUCGCAUCGUCCUGUCGGUAUCGUGUGGGCAGCCGCGUGCUGAUGGUGUCGGACGGAAAGGCAAGGAAGGGCAGCCACUUGUGGGUGGUGGCCGUCGUGUCCAAGCUGGAGCCGACUGCGGGAGGGACGAGGGUCUUCAUGCGGGAGGUCGGUGGUAUGGAUGAGGAGUUCAAGACAGUAGUGCCCAACGCCACAAGACACUUCCACGAGCUUGACGACAUCAAGGCAGUAAGCAGACACACACACACACACACACACACACACAGGGAUGUCCUGUUUGACGAGGAUCGGGUGCGAUGGCUUCAAAUGGGUUGGCCGUAAGGUUGUCCAGCAGCAGAGCCUCGAUGGACAGAAGGUACACACCUGCACGGCAUCGCUGACAUGAAUCCAUCCUCCUCGACUCACGUGUCGCCUCUUGGUUGCGCAGAGCGGCGAGCCGUUCUCUAUCCUCGACGCCAUCGUCGAUCGCCUCGGGCUUUAUGAGGUGGCGGCUUUGUCGAGGGAUUUCAUGGACCUGCUGGGCGUUGCAGGGUGUGCCGCUCUCUUUGGUGCCUGCAAGACACUGAACGUCGCCACCAACAUCACCACGAGCAUCCAGGAGCGCAUCGACGAGCUGCUGCGCGAGCAACAGAUCGACGGCGUGCUGACGUACGACCAAAACACCACCCAAACCCAGCAGCAGCAGCCGCAGCAGCAGCAGGGAGGGGCCGGGCAGCAGCAGCUGACCCGACGGGGGUUUCUGGUGCGCCUGUGGUGGGUGCUGGUCAAGGGCGGGCAGUGGGCGGGCAACAAGCCGAUCCUGCGCCUGGCCAGGAGCAGUGGCCGUCUGGCGUCCCUCCCACUCAUCAUCACAUCGGCUGACGUGCUGCUGGUGACGGCCGACAAGGACCUCUACCUCGACCGCCCAGAGGCCAUCCGCCAGUACAGCCUCUACGCCCACCGACUGGGCGACAGUAUGCAGCUGACGCGCUUUGCCUUCAGGGCUUAGAUUCUGGGCGGGUGGGACAGGCUGGGCGAGUGUGUGGUGAGGGUGCACACACAGCGGACGGUGGCGGAUGAGUAUGCGGAUCGAUUCGAUGGUGCCGAUCCCCCGUGCCGAUGUGAGAGAGGGGAGGGCACAGCACCACAGGAGAGCCAACUUGACAUGGAUGCUGUCUGCCGCUGUGUGUUUUUGUGUGUCUGCAGACCGAGGUAACGAGUUCGACGAUGGUUUCGACUACAGCAGCUUCCGUGACGUGAUCAUCGACGAGUACGCAGCGACUCAAAUGACAGAAGAAACAACACACCAAUGUGUCAUGUUGUCUGGCUUUUCGCUACCUGCUCUUUCAGGAUGACAGAGUGGUCGUUGCGGCAUGUGUCGCAUCAGGACUGGCGUCCGCCCUGUGCUGAGUGUGACCGCAUCUGUGGCCUGAUCGACCAGCAGCCGCCCCUGUGGGACGGCUGCCGCACCAUCGACUACACCUUGACCACCAACCGCGGCCCAUACCGGCUCGUCAUACUGCAUGGCGAGGAGGAGGGCGACGACUUGGCGGUAUCCAUCAUCAUGGCCAAGCCUAAACCCUGGGGUAAUGGGUCGGCAUCCAUCUACCUCUACACCACCGAGGCGCCCCAGCCGGGCGGCAGUGGCCCUGCUGCCUUCCCGCGGGCAGUGGCCAUCGCCCACAACAAGAUGGGCGACGCUGUGCGGCUACUGCCAAACAUCUGA